UUUAUAUAUACCACUCUGACCCCGUGGUUGGUACAAGAAAGAGGUAGCAGCCACAAAAUCCCUCCUCACCGGCCGGCCCACAAACAAGGGCCCUUCAGGCCUUUUAUAUUUGUUUUCUUCCCCAGACCCCAAGCAGGCAAGCACCCACCCUAAGUCUAACGAGUAACGAUGCCUAGGGCAAAAACGCAGCAUAUGCUGAUUGCUGAUCCCAGAGUUAGGAAAGUCACCUUCGAGAAAAGGAUGAAGGGUUUGACAAAGAAGUUGAGUGACCUUAGCACCCUGUGUGGCGUUGAUGCAUGCGCAAUCAUUUAUAGUCCUUACAACAAACAGCCCGACGUUUGGCCAUCACUGCCAGAGGCCCAACUCCUUGCCGCAAGGUUUCAGAGCUUGCCGGAGAUGGAAAAAGGGAAGAAGAUGACGAACCAAGAAGGGUUCCUUAGGCAAAGAAUAUCCAAGCUGCAGGAGCAGCUGAAGAGACAGGAGAAAGAGAACAGGGAGACUGAGAUAAACCAUCUUAUGUACCAGUGCUUGGCAGGUAGUAGGAGCCUGGGAGAUGUGAACAACAUUGUGGAUCUGAAAGAUUUGGAAGCGUUGAUUGGGGAGAAGAUGAACUUAAUCGAAGAGAGGAUCGGAUACCUUAGGCGGCCUUCCCCACCACUUAUGGUAAUUGACGAGGGUGGUGAUGAUCAGGCAGAAAUAGCAGUGCCGUGUUCCUUGGGGAUGAGCAUGCCGCAACCUUCGUUCAUGGAGAUGGAGGUUAUCAAUAAUAACCCAAGCGGAAAUCAAUUUACGGGAUUUUGUGGAAAUGGGAUGAUGCUUACUUGUGGGGAAACCACUACUUGGUCUAAUCACCACUUUGAUGGUGCCUUUUGGGGUAAUUAGUUCAGAGUAACCUCUCUACGGCUCUAUCUAAUUGUUUAAUUUCUUUUCCUAGAAAAAUUAUUUCUCCUCUUGUUCUCAACCUUGAAGACUAGCUAGAAGGUAUCGUAUCCAUGGGCUAUCCUACUAUACGUUCAA
Nelumbo nucifera (sacred lotus) is the source of this 1017-nucleotide messenger RNA. RefSeq names its product agamous-like MADS-box protein AGL80. The record is from RefSeq and is a predicted model, not a curated record. NCBI's taxonomy places the organism in Eukaryota, Viridiplantae, Streptophyta, Magnoliopsida, Proteales, Nelumbonaceae. Gene Ontology annotation, biological process: positive regulation of transcription by RNA polymerase II. Gene Ontology annotation, molecular function: RNA polymerase II cis-regulatory region sequence-specific DNA binding; DNA-binding transcription factor activity, RNA polymerase II-specific; protein dimerization activity.